CCGUUCCUAUACUUUACAUGAACAGAGUCUCUCUACUAUAGGGUGACUGUCUCUCUAGAAAACUGCGUCUCUAUGGUGAUGACGUACACGUCGUUCAGUACGCAAGGCGGCGUGUUCUCCUGCCUUCUGAGCUGACCUAUCUGACAAGCGCUUUAGUGAGCGCGGAAGUCAAUCAGUAUUUGGUAGGGCUACUACGAUUUGUUGCUGUCUCCGAGACUCAGGAGCCGGCCGUUGGAGGAGGGUUGGAUUUUUAUAGAGAACCUCCGGCUGAUCAGGGGCAUGGCGUUCAACUUUGGUGCCACCACCGGGACGCCGGCCAACCAAGCUAAUACUGGAUUUUCACUUGGCACGUUUACACCUAAGACUACUACAUCAGGGUUUGGUUUUGGUACAACUACCACAACUGCAUCAACAGGCUUUGGAGGAUUUGGAGGGCUGGAAUCGGUGACCUCCAAUGCCAGUGGGUUUAACGUUGGGGGGUUUGGACUAGCUGCUAAUCCAGCUUUAAACUUUAACAUUGGGAAUUUCAGUGUUUCUACUCCAGCAGCACCCUUCAAUUUUGGUAACAGCCUGGCAAGUGCAGGUGGAUUUGGAGGCUUUGGAACAACUACAACUGCACCUACUGGGUCAGCUUUUAGCUUCACUACUCCAGCAAACACAACUUCAGGUCUCUUUGGUGCUACACAAAAUAAGGGAUUUGGGUUUGGAACUGCUUUUGGGCCAACUACAACAAACACUGGUCUAGGUACUGGCCUUGGAACAGGUUUGGGUUUCAGUGGAUUCAAUACAUCCCAGCAACAACAGCCUGUGCUUGGAGGUGGUCUUUUCAACCAAUCUGUUCAAAGCAACCCCCAGUCAAACCAACUUAUAAACACUGCUAGUGCUCUUUCUGCACCAACUUUACUUGGGGAUGAGCGAGAUGCAAUCUUGGCAAAGUGGAACCAACUUCAGGCCUUUUGGGGAACAGGAAAAGGCUUUUUUAUGAAUAACACACCUCCUGUGGAAUUCACCCAGGAAAACCCAUUUUGUAGAUUUAAGGCUGUUGGUUUCAGCUAUAUCCCUAAUAACAAGGAUGAAGAUGGUUUGAUAUCGCUUGUCUUCAACAAAAAGGAAUUGGACAUCAGAGUCCAGCAACAACAGCUAGUGGAAUCUCUGCACAAAGUCCUUGGGGGACACCAGAUAUUAACUGUGAAUGUGGAAGGUGUUACAGCUAAAGCAGAUGACCAAACAGAAGUCAUAAUCUAUGUUGUAGAGCGGUCUCCUAAUGGAACUUCAAGGCGUGUUGGAGCCAGCGCUCUUUUCAGUUACUUUGAACAAGCGCACAUCAAAAGUAAUCUGCAGCAGCUUGGAGUCACAGGGACAAUGGCCAGAACAGAACUUUCUGCAGCACAGAUUAAACAACUCAUCCAUAACCCUCCUUCAGGUGUUGAUCCAAUAAUCUGGGAACAAGCCAAAGUGGACAAUCCAGAUCCUGAAAGGCUCAUCCCUGUUCCUAUGAUUAGCUUCAAGGAGCUGCUUAGAAGACUUGAAGUCCAAGAUCAGAUGACAAAGCAACACCAGAGCAGACUUGAUAUUGUUUCGGAAGAUAUUGGUGAACUUCAGAAAAACCAAACUACAACAAUGGCUAAAAUUGCCCAAUACAAAAGGAAACUAAUGGAGCUUUCUCACAGAGUACUUCAGGUUUUAAUAAAACAAGAAAUACAAAGGAAGAGUGGAUUUGCUAUUCAAGCAGAAGAAGAGCAAUUACGUGUACAGCUUGACACAAUCCAGAGUGAACUUAAUGCACCCACUCAGUUUAAGGGUAGACUCAAUGAACUAAUGUCACAAAUAAGAAUGCAGAAUCACUUUGGAGCAGUACGAUCUGAAGAAAAAUAUUAUGUUGAUGCAGAUCUUUUGAGAGAGAUCAAACAGCAUCUAAAACAACAACAAGAAGGUCUGAGCCAUUUGAUCGGCAUUAUCAAAGACAACCUUGAGGAUAUAAAACUAAUUGAACAGGGACUAAAUGAUAGCCUUCACACGAGAACUGGAUUUUUAAGCUGACAAGGCUCACAAACUGUUAAUCGUUGGAUAUGGCUGGCAACUGCAUUUUUCAGUUUAACAUCUGGAACAAACUUCUACAAGGCUUUAGUUACUCUGUUAGCAAUAAAGUAGUUAUUUUAUCUUCUCUACCACCAUAUCCUUUCUAUAGGAGCAUCUCAUUAAAAUUCUAUUAGAAAACAAAUCUAAAAGUCUUUAUAUUACUCUUUACAGAGUAGGCUUUGCGAGUGAUGUUUGCAUUCUGAAACGGGCACCUAUAAACUUCUAGUGUAUCCCUUGGACCAUUGCUCUUAUGCACUGUAACUGUUAACUAAAGCUGGCCAUAAAUAUUGAGAUUUCAUUUUGCUGUGCAUGAUUUGGCCACCUACGCUCUGGUCCCUGGAGCUGUGAUCUGAUCAGCUGAUUUGGCCCAAAGAUUGGAUCAUUCUGCAGGUCUGAGAAGAAAACUGCAACAAUGCAAAGAUGUGAUCCUCAUCAAACCUGCACGAUGGAUAUCUGCCAGAUAUCAAUUACGAAGGCCCCCCACAAAUGGGCCAAUAAGCUGCCAACUCGGUAUGGAGGAGCCAAAUCAGUAGCUUCUAUUGUCCCAUGUAUGGUAAACUUGGGUUGGAUGAUGCAUUUAAAGUUAAACAAGAGUGCCAUUUGAUGCAAGCCUACUUUGUGUUGUCCUGAAUGAACAUGCUACACAAUAUUAGAAAUACAGUACUGCCAAUUCUCCUUGAAUAAGUUGUGAGUUUACCUAUAAAACUAUUACGCAAUAAAAAGCAUUUAAUUCUUUAAAAAUGUAUAUAGCACUAAACAUGAGAGUACUCCAGAAGGUAAAAAUGUUCCUAACUUCUGUAAAAGAUGUUUGUACAUGCUUUUUUUAAUACGUUGAAUGUUAAAUGAAAAAUGCUUCAAAUUA
Xenopus laevis (African clawed frog) is the source of this 2941-nucleotide messenger RNA. RefSeq names its product nucleoporin 54kDa L homeolog (gene nup54.L). Gene Ontology annotation, biological process: nuclear pore organization; protein localization to nuclear inner membrane; NLS-bearing protein import into nucleus. Bases 280 to 2040 code for a protein of 586 amino acids. The transcript has 14 exons. The record is from RefSeq and is a predicted model, not a curated record. Gene Ontology annotation, molecular function: structural constituent of nuclear pore. NCBI's taxonomy places the organism in Eukaryota, Metazoa, Chordata, Amphibia, Anura, Pipidae. Gene Ontology annotation, cellular component: nuclear membrane; nuclear pore; nuclear envelope.